Molecule: messenger RNA, 1402 nt
Organism: Cydia amplana
Lineage: Eukaryota; Metazoa; Arthropoda; Insecta; Lepidoptera; Tortricidae
Product: lysosomal acid phosphatase-like
Exons: 6
Coding region: 127-1338 (403 amino acids)
Biological process (GO): dephosphorylation
Molecular function (GO): phosphatase activity
Source: RefSeq, a predicted model, not a curated record
GUUUAUUGAGUGAUAAUUACUUCGAUCGGGACAGACGGUAUUAAUAAAUUCAUGAAGUUAUUGAUGUUUUUAUCAAUAUCACGUUAGUGAUUCGCGCACUUGAUUACAUUUAUUAGUGUUUACACAAUGGAGUACGACAAUGAGGAGAACACUUGGCGCCGACCCUCCGCGCAGAAGGUGGACCGGUCGAAGUGCAAUCAGAUCCCGAAGCGGUCGAGCACGGUGGCUGUGGUGGUGCUGGGCCUGGCCGUGAUGAGCUGCCUGCUCGGCUACUGCGUGCUCAGCGAGACGCUACCCUACGAGUCGAGGACUUUACGACUUGUUAUUAUUUUUUUUCGCCAUGGAGCUCGGACUCCUAAUACAAGUUAUAAGACUGACCCUUUCAAAGCAUACCAAUGGCCAGAAGGCUUGGGAGGGCUGACCAAUACUGGAAAACUUCAAUUAUAUGAGUUGGGAAAGAAGUACCGCAGUUAUUAUGCUAAUUUUAUUGAUGAAGAAUACUAUGAAAAGGAUGUGCAAGUUGGAAGCAGUGACAAAUCUAGGUGUCUGAUGAGUGCUGCUACCUUCCUGGCCGGCCUGUACCCUCCAGCAGAGCGACAAAUCUGGAACCCCGAGCUGCUGUGGCAACCUAUCCCCAUUCACUCCUUACCAAGACACUUAGAUAAUAUUGUUGCUAGUACUAAACCUUGCAAAGUUUGGAAAGCUAUGUAUGAAGAAUUACUUGAGAAAUCUAAUAAAGAUGCAAAAUACACAAAACUUUUUGAAUACUUGAGCAAUCACACAGGCCAGGAUAUGCACAGUGUGUUGGAAGUUGAUUUCCUGUAUAGCACCUUCCUGUCACAGCAAGAGGCCGGGCUCAAGAUUCCCGAGUGGACUAAAAAUUAUUUCCCAAAUCAAAUGAGGUCUGCAUUCAUGCACAGCCUGGCCCUGCUCUCCCAUAACCACACUUUACAGAGAUUCAAAGUAGGUCCGCUGUUGAGUGAGAUGAGGGAGAACCUAGAAAAGAGUGUGAGCUACAGCGGCGAGGGCCCCGCGCCGCGUUCGCUGCUGGUGUACUCGGGGCACGACGUGAAUGUGGUGGCGCUGUGGCGCGCACUCAACUACACCGAGGCCCUCGAGCCAGAGUACGGCGCCAGCCUCGUCUUCGAGCUGCACGAGGAACUCGAUCAAGGCUUCUUCGUCAAGGUGUUUUAUCGCAACAAUACCAAGAUAGAAGUACCAAUGGAGUUAAAACUGUCGUUCUGCGAGGAGCCGUGCCGCUACGCCGACUUCCUGCAGUACAUCGACACGCUCAUCCCCGAGGACUGGGACGCCGAGUGCCAAAACACCCCGCACUGAACGACCCAUGCCUCGAGUGCCGCGCGAGACUGCCUCUGGGUAAAUAUUCUGCGUUUGUACGCCG